Cavenderia fasciculata is the source of this 2889-nucleotide messenger RNA. RefSeq names its product RGS domain-containing protein (gene rckA). The transcript has 4 exons. Gene Ontology annotation, molecular function: ATP binding; protein kinase activity. The record is from RefSeq and is a predicted model, not a curated record. Gene Ontology annotation, biological process: protein phosphorylation. The coding region runs from base 1 to 2889 and encodes 962 amino acids. Lineage: Eukaryota; Evosea; Eumycetozoa; Acytosteliales; Cavenderiaceae.
AUGAACGAUCAUAAUUAUAAUAAUAAUAAUAAUAAUCAUAAUAAUAGUCCAAAAAUGAAUAAUCAACAUAUAAAGAAAACAAAAAUAUUACAAUGGUUGGAUUCAUUCAAGAAAAAGGAUAGUCCCAACAAUUUAUCAUCUAAAUCAUUGACAACUACGCCAACUCUACAGGGUGUGGCAUCCACCAGCACCAAUAAUAUCAAUACUCUACUCUAUAGUUUGGCCAAUGCCAACAUCAACAAUAGUAAUAAUAAUAUCAAUAACACCAGUACAUCUUCACUUAGUAAUAGUGGAUGCUCCAAUCAAGGUGGUAGUUCGAUCACCAAUGUAAAUAACCACCACCACCACCACCACCAAACAUCGACCGAAGACGAUUGUGAUUUAAAUACAUCAUCGUCAUUGUCAUACUCUACUUCAUCAAGUCCAUCAUCUCCAGGUUGUACAUCACCUCCAUUAAAUAAUUCAAGAGAAAAUCAAAAUCAAAAUCAAAAUAAUCAAAUUAAUAAUCCCAAUCAAAAUAAUAUAUUAAAUGGAAUUGCAGCAACAGUUAAUCAUAUUCAAAGUAUUGCAACGGGAGGAGGGUCAAGUUCAUCAGCAUUAUUGGCCAAUAAUAUAAAUUCCAAUCAUUUAGCAAAUUAUUAUAAUAGUUCUCCAUUUGACUCUGCACCUCCUAUCCCAUUCCCAACUAAUAAUACAAAGAAUAAUAAUAAUAAUAAUAAUAAUAAUCAGAAUGGUGGUGGUAGACCAACUUCAAUCACUAUAGGUAUAUCAAAAUCAACUUCAUUUACUCAAAGUAGUAAUCAUCCAAAUUCACCUCAAUUUAAUCCACCCUAUUCUCCGAGAAAUAAUAAUAAUACAUCGACAACUUCGACUACUACAGCAACAACAAUGGCCAAACACCCAGAUACAAGUGUUCCAUCACCUCCAUUGAUUUUACCGUCUAUCCCAUCCAUGUCAUCUUCGUAUUCGGUCCAAGUGGUACCAGAGAUGAAAGCAACAAAAGAAAACUUUUACAAAACUAUUGGAGACCCGAAAAGUUUUAUAAAGUUUAAGACAUAUAUGGAGAAUUGUCAAAGUAUGGAAAACUUAAACUUUUACUUGGAGAUUGAACGAUACAAAAAGAUUGAAGAGGAUAUGGAACGCAAGUUUACAGCUAUGGAUAUUUGGAGAAGAUUCUUUCAAGAGGGUGGAUCUAACCAACUGGGGUUAGAGUCAUCGCAAAAGAGAUAUGUUGAAGACAACAAAUCAAACCCUUCGUCAUCGUUGUUUGACGAGGUUCAAGAGCAAGUACUUGAGGAUAUGGUGUGUGACGCCUACCGACAUUUCCUCUCUUCUCCAUUCAAUCAAGAAUGGAGAGUUCAACAACCAACUAUUUUACAGCAACAACAACAACAAUCAUCAUCAUCAUCAUCACCACAUUCACCACAAUAUUCUCCACAAGCAUCGAAUUUAUCGCUUAUUCAACAACAACAACCACAACCACCAUCGACUAUUUAUUUAAAUCAAUCGAAUCAACAAUUACAACAAUUACAAUUACAACAACAACAACAACAACAACAAUCAUCAUCAUCGACAAGUAGAUCAACAACACCUAUAUCAACAAGUAAUAGUAGUGGAAAUAUUAUCGAAAAUAGCAAUAAUAAUAAUAAUAAUAAUAAUAAUAAUUGUAGUAGUACCGCUACUACUAUAUCAAGUCCGAGCCAUCAUUCAGUGGCAAUUAAUUCUCCACAACAUCAUCAACCAUUACAACCUCAACAACAACAACAAUCUAAUCAAUUUUCAAUAUCAUCACCAGAACAUCCAGAAUUGGAUGUUGGUGAUAUACAAUUUAUUUUGGAUGAAGUUGUUAAAAACCAAAUAUCAAUACAUAAUGAAAUUCAUUAUUCAGAGGUAUCGAUUAGUCAUUGGAUAGCAUCUGGUGCAUCAGGUAGAGUGUAUGCUGGAUAUUGGAAAGGUAAAGAAGUAGCAGUAAAGGUGUUUGGACAUGAAUUAAAUGUAUAUUUUGACGAAGCAGAGUAUAAACGUGAAGUAGCAUUAAUGACAUUAUUAAAACAUGAUAAUUUGGUACAAUGUUUUGGUUCUGGUUCAUAUGGUAAUUGUUAUUUCCAUUUAACUGAAUUUUGUUCUAGAGGAAGUUUAACAGAAUAUUUAAAGAAUCCAAAUAGUCCUUUGGAUUUAAAUACACAAUUAAACUUUGCAUUGGAUAUUGCACAUGGUAUGAGAUAUCUUCAUAGUAUGUCUGUCAUCCAUAGAGAUUUAAAGAGUAUGAAUAUUUUGUUGACAGAGAAUGGUAAAUUGAAGAUUAUAGAUUUUGGUACAUCUAGGCUAUUUAAUAAACAAAUGACAUUUAUGGUUGGAACUCAGUCUUGGAUGGCACCUGAAGUAUUUACUUCAAAGAGUUAUACUGAAAAGGUUGAUGUUUAUUCAUUUGGUAUAAUAUUGUGGGAAAUAUUUACAAGAAGAGCACCAUAUGAUGAAAAUGUACCAUUUAAUACUCCAUUUAAAGUUGCAAAGGGAGAAAGACCGGAAAUUCCAAAGGAAACACCAAGUUAUGUUUCCAAUUUAAUCAAAAAGUGUUGGUCUCACAAACCAUCACAUCGACCUUCUUUCUCAAAGAUAUGUGCCUAUUUGGAAAAUAAUAUGGUGGAGAGCUAUCAACAACUUGUACAACAACAACAACAAAUCCAAUUACAACAACAACAACUCCAACUACAACAACAACAACUACUUUUACAACAACAACAAUUGCAACAACAACAAUCUGCAAUUCCUUCACUUCCCAUUUCACAACAACAACAACAACAACAACAACCAACUUUAAAGAAAAACAAAUUACCAUUUAAAUGUACCUCAUCAUCCCAUCCCAUCCUUCUCUCCUCACUCUUUUGA